CCGCCAUCACCAAACGCUACCGCAGCCACCAUCCAUCACCGACCACCGCAAUGGCGCCCACCACCGACCUCCCCGCCUUCAAGACCUCAUUCCUCGAGUCGUGCGUGUCGGCCGGCGCGCUCAAAUUCGGUACCUUCACGCUCAAGUCGAAGCGGAUAUCGCCCUAUUUCUUCAACGCCGGCCUAUUCCACCGCGCCGACCUCGUCCGCAGCAUCUCCACCGCCUACGCGCACACGCUCGCCACGCACGCCCAGAGCGACCCCUCCUUCGAAUUUGACGUGCUCUUCGGCCCCGCCUACAAGGGCAUCCCGCUCGCCGCGACGGCCGUCGACAAGCUCGCUACCGUCGACGAGGCCCGCUUCGGCCGCGUGUGCUACAGCUUCAACCGCAAGGAGGCCAAGGACCACGGCGAGGGCGGCAACAUUGUCGGCGCGCCGCUGAAGGGCCAGCGCGUUGUUAUCGUCGACGACGUCAUUACUGCGGGCACGGCUAUCCGCGAGGCCAUUGAUAUCAUCAAGAGGGAGGGCGGCGAGCUCGUCGGCAUCAUCGUCGCGGUCGAUCGCCAGGAGAAGACUCCCAGCGCUACCGACGACGAUGGCUCCGCUAGGCCUAGCGCCAUUGGCGAGGUCAGGAAGCAGUAUGGCAUCCCCGUCCUCUCGAUUCUGAACCUCGAUGAGAUCGUCGAGUACUGUAAGAGCUCUGCUUCAGAGGAGGAUGUCAAGAGGCUGCUCGAGUACCGCGAGAAGUACAGGGCCACCGACUAAGCGGCCAAUUUAACACAAAACGCCAUCUGCAGAUAAGGGAAGCGCAUGGCGGGGCACAGGCGUAGCACUGUCGGAACAAUGCCGGUUCAGAUACGCGGUUGUGCUCCCGAUUGGUGGUGCGUAUGCAAGCAGGGUAAAAACGGUGCGUCGGUGUACCUCUUCUCAUUCAUUUCGCAAGUUCAAAGUCGACCAAGCCGAGCUCAACGUCAAGCAUCGGAGAUAGACCCGUUGCAAGGUAUUGUGUUCGGUACUGUAGCCGGUGGUCCUUGGAUGCGUACAAGGAAUCAAGCUUGUUGCAAGGAAUUCGCGUUCGGCACUCUAGCCGGUGGUCGUCGGAUGCGUACUCCGUAUGUACAAUUUCAAGUUUAGACGAUGUAACGACAAUAGAAAAGCGUAUAGAGCGAAGCAUUAUUCCAAGAACAGCA
Aplosporella prunicola CBS 121167 is the source of this 1189-nucleotide messenger RNA. RefSeq lists its product as uncharacterized. The transcript has a single exon. The record is from RefSeq and is a predicted model, not a curated record. Gene Ontology annotation, cellular component: cytoplasm. Gene Ontology annotation, biological process: pyrimidine ribonucleoside biosynthetic process; pyrimidine nucleotide biosynthetic process; 'de novo' pyrimidine nucleobase biosynthetic process. NCBI's taxonomy places the organism in Eukaryota, Fungi, Ascomycota, Dothideomycetes, Botryosphaeriales, Aplosporellaceae. The coding region runs from base 51 to 764 and encodes 237 amino acids. Gene Ontology annotation, molecular function: orotate phosphoribosyltransferase activity.